This is a messenger RNA of Cladocopium goreaui, 713 nucleotides long. The record is from the annotation of a GenBank genome assembly. Lineage: Eukaryota; Dinophyceae; Suessiales; Symbiodiniaceae.
UGGUAAUACUGGUAUCGUAAUGGGCCAAUGGCUUCCAGUUCGACUCCUGAGCGGGCAGAAGAACUGCUGUGGUCGCUGGGAGUAGGAGAGAAUUUGCCAAAAUGGUUGAAGGAGUCGAGGAAGCGUGCCACGAUGCCGAUGCUCAAUGAGAAGAAAGAUCAGAUUGCAGGUGGACUGCCGACACAGGCUCCGGCAGUUGCAGAUUCAGGGCAACAGCAACAAGACAACGGACCGGUACAGGUGUCUUUGCUGCACGGCCCGCUGCGUGGGCCUAGUGGUCCAUGUGCUCCAGCCAUGAGUUUGAAGGACUGGCUCGAAAGCCUGGACGAAGAUGGCUUUCUGGUUCAGUACCAUGACAAGCUGGCCAGUGGCCUUGACAGUAUUGAGCAGAUGUUGGUGGCCUACACUAAGCAGGAUGGUGAAAUCGAUCCCAAGUUCUUCGAAGAUGUCGACAUCAAGAAACUAGGGCAUCGACGGCUGUUCCAACAAUGGUUCCGCGAGCAAAGCCGAAAACUCGCGGCACAAAUGAAUAGUACGCAGAGAUAUCAUGACCUGAUCAUCUUCACUUUGGACUUUAGAUUGUUGUUUCGGAGCUUGGAAUUCCCGUGAAUUCCCAUGGUUGUUGGUAAAAUCCAGCAAAAUCCCCCAUGCGGAACGUUCCGCAUGGCAUGACCAUCGCUGCUUUGCCAUGUACCAAUGUCACACUGGAAAUA